GACCCAGGCUCGUCCUUAGCCGGUCCCCAGCCUUACUUUCGUCCGCCUUCUUCAGGACUCGGCCCGCCCUCACCCUGGCCUCAUCAGUCCGCCUUCGCCUGCCGGCCUCACCCGCCCGGACAGCCCAGACAAGUUUAGAUCACUGGACCGGCAAUCGCAUCCGGCUGCUGCAGACAGUGGACACCGAGUACACCGCGGACUCGGUGGAAUGGUGCCCAGUCGACGGCUUCAGGCUCUUCCUGGUCUGCGGCACCUACCAGCUGCGGAAGCCAGAGGAGCCGCCCGCCGUCCAGGGUGGGCCAGACAUUGAGGAGCCUCAGACCCGUUUAGGACGUCUCUACUUAUACCGUUUCUUAGAGGACAAUUUAGGUUCACUGGUUGAGAUCCAAAGAAGAGAGACUUACGCAAUCCUGGAUAUGAAAUGGUGCCACCUCCCAGUGAGCAACAAUACCUUGUUGGGUGUGGCUGAUGCGAGUGGGUCCAUAGAGCUCCUGCGCUUGGUGGUAUCUGAGAAUGGACACAUACUCCAGCCACUUUGCCGCUUGGCCCUGGGGGAGCAGUGUCUAGCGUUGUCCCUGGAUUGGUCCACUGGGAAAACUGGAAGGACUAGUGAGCAGCCCUUGAAAAUCAUUACCAGCGACUCCAAGGGUCGUGUCCACCUUCUUAAAGUGAGCGAGGCUGGGUCCAAACUGCAGAACAUGGCCACAUGGCAGGCCCAUUCCUUCGAGGCCUGGAUUGCUGCUUUCAAUUACUGGCAGACAGAAAUCGUGUAUUCAGGUGGGGAUGAUGGCCUUCUGAGAGGCUGGGACACCAGGGUUCCUGCCACUUCUCUGUUCACCAGUAAGAGACAUUCCAUGGGUGUGUGCAGCAUCCAGAGUAACCCUCAUCGGGAAAAUAUUUUGGCUACAGGAAGCUAUGAUGAGCACGUUCUUCUGUGGGACACUCGGAACAUGAAGCAGCCAUUUGCAGACAUGGCCGUGCAAGGUGGGGUAUGGAGACUAAAGUGGAACCCCUUCCAGUACCAUCUGCUUCUGGCAGCGUGCAUGCACGGUGGCUUUAAGAUCUUAAACUGCCAAAAGGCAAUGGAGGACAAGCAGGAAAUGUGCACAAUCUCUCUGUCUCAAACAUUGCCCAACUCACUGUUGUAUGGAGCUGACUGGUCCUGGAUCUUCUCUCACCAUCCAUCACAGAUGCAGCAGAUCCACAGUGACGCAGGUGCCAGACUAGAUCUGGUCUAUAAUGUAAAACCUACUGUCUCUUAUGAUCGCCCAGAUGAGAAAGAGGAGCGGACCAAAGUGCAGGUGCCAUAUUCUCUCCAGCUACCAAUAGAGGAUAUGAGGAAGGAUGGCAGCCGGCUGCACACUGCAGGAAUCAGGACUCCUGGCUAUGACCUCUCUCUAGAAGGAGCAGCCUUAAACACCAGCCUCCUAGCUACUUGCACAUUUUAUGAUCACAUUCUUCAUGUCUGGAAGUGGGAGAACUGAGCUGGAAAAGCAGUUUGUUGUUUUGUUUUGUUUUGAAAUCAUAAGGGACAUUUCUAUAAGUAAAAUGGGAGUUUUAUUUUUCUUGUGAAUGAACUGCCCUUAAAAUUC
Messenger RNA from Erinaceus europaeus (western European hedgehog), 1592 nucleotides. It is a transcript of the gene DPH7, whose product is annotated as diphthamide biosynthesis 7. Lineage: Eukaryota; Metazoa; Chordata; Mammalia; Eulipotyphla; Erinaceidae. The transcript has 9 exons. The record is from RefSeq and is a predicted model, not a curated record. Gene Ontology annotation, molecular function: protein binding. The coding region runs from base 417 to 1484 and encodes 355 amino acids.